AAAGAUGAAUAUUUCCCUGCAGGGCGACUCCUUGUCGUUCUUUUGUGUCCUACGAAAUGGAUGCAGGAAAGAAGAAGCUCCCAGUUUGCUGUCCUGUGUUGAACAUAUAAGAGAACACCUCAACCUGUCCAACAAUCUGAAAUGGGUGGACGAGGACUACUGCUUGCGAGUGGAUGUUGAGAGCUUAGCAAAAACGAGUGUGUUCAUCUUUGAAGAGUUUUCCGGGAGAGCAUUUGAACAUCUAACCUCAAACUCGAAAGCGCUCAUCAUUGGACCGCCCUGCUUGAAAUACAGCCUCGUCCAGAACACCAUCAUUCCUUUGAGCGCAACUCCCGUGUUCACUGUUGCAAUGAAGAACCUCGUUGUGAGUUUGUCCGGCAUUUCUGUCGCUGAGAAGGCAGAAAUUAAGAAGCUGGUUCACUGGAUGGGCGGUUGCUACUCCAACAAUCUGGACGCGAGUUGUACACACCUGGUGACCGACACGGUGAAGUCGAAGAAAUACGAAAUUGCAGGCACUCGAGGAUUAGAGAUCUUCCGGCCAGAGUGGGUAAAGGACAUUUGGGAUAAGAAUCAGGAGAGAGCGAUCCUUGCCGAGGAGCCAAUCUUUAACAGACAUCGCUUGCCCGUGUUUCACAAGUUGGUUGUUACGUCGACCAACUUGAGCAAUACUGAGAAGGAGAAUAUAAAGAGACUGAUUGAAGAGAAUGGCGGCACAUAUUCCAGAACCUUCAAGAGCCAGAUUGUGAACAUUUUAAUUCUUAACGAGGAUGGUACGCACUCGGAAAAGUACAAAUUGUCAGGGAAGCUCAAAAUCGAGUGCCUAAAGCCACAAUGGGUUUACGACAGCACCGCCAAGAAGUACGCCGUCUGCAUGGAGAAUUACCGGGUGAUUGCUUCUGUGAAACACUCAACUCCCACCAAGGACUUAGGAAAUCGGGCCCAUUUCUCGAUGAUGUCAAACAUAUCACAGAUAUCCUCAGUAACGACAGCAGACAAGGAAAUUGAUGAAACUCAGCAUGGUGUGACUCCCAGGGCGUCGUGCUCCAAGACGCGCGAUGAAGAUGUGACGCUAAAGGGAUGGAAUCACACUCGAUUCACUACUAAGUUGGAUACACCUAAUCAGGAGGACACCUUCAACUAUCGCGAUAAGCUGAAGAAUCUUCAGUUGAAAGUGAUGAAAGCGAGUGGCACUUUUCUCGAUGGCCUCCAAAUUUACUUACUCGGCUUCACAGCAGCAGAAAGCAUGAAGUUGAAGAAGAUAAUCAUCCAAGCUGGAGCUACAUUGUACACUGAACUCUCGGACAACAUUAGCCAUGUCAUAUGUGGCGAAGCAACUGAGAAUGAGAUCAAAAGACUUGGAAUGGCGAAGAUACAGUGCAAAAUCGUGACACUCGAUUGGUUACUGGAGAGUCACCGAUUGAAACAUCCCGCCGAGGAGGAGAAGUACAUGAUGCUCGUGAAGAGAGUGCCUCCGGAAUCCGAACAGCCAUCACCGGCAAGUAAGAAGAGCAUCGAGGCGAUGAAUGCCAGUUUCAAGCGUCCCGCAGUCCCUCGUCGCAUAUUGGACCUGGGCGAAGGCCCAUCUAAAGUGAUCCAGAAGUACCUGCCGACAGCUGAGACCACAAACAGUAGUUUAACGUCUGUGUCACAACAUAACAACAAUGCCACUAACGAGACAUACAACUCCAAUGUUGAUCCUCAAGAUGUAGAAAUGUUGACAUUCUUGGAAGACACGACAUUCUAUCUAUACGGAUAUGAAGACGAAAAUCCCCAGGCCGUGAAGGAUGUGGAGAAUGCACUGGGGAUUGUGGUGGAUGCUACAUUCAAAGGGACGGUGGACUACAUUCUUGUGCCUGUGGAGGCCUUGGAGAAGAUCGAUCCUCCGGUGAAGGGGACAAACAUUGUCAAUGAUCUUUGGCUGGAGGACAGUAUCAGCAACAGAAACUGUGUGCAUAUCAUGUUCUACCAUGAACCGAUACUGUCUACUGGACUGAAGGAUUUACUCCUGGGAAUUCACAUCACUUUCAGCAACUUCACAGGGAGCAUUAAGCUCUACAUGGCAGCUCUGGCGGCCGCAAUGGGUGCCAAGAUUCUUGAUCACUAUCCCAAAAAGGUGAAUUCGCUGCUGAUAUGUGCCAAAACAGAGGGAUCAAAGUACGCUGCGGCUCUCAAGUGGAAAUUUCCUGUGGUCACUGACGAUUGGCUCUUCGAUACCUACAGUGAGAAGAGGGUGAAGAAGAUAGGAAACUACCUUCUCGGCAAGUCGACUGUCCCUGAGGGUGUUGAGCCUUAUCAGAGACUCAAUCGGGAGGAAGAAGCAGAAAUUUUGAGUGUUCAGGAAAAUGUGGAUCCUGUGGAAAAUGACGCAUUCCUCGGUGAUCUCACCACUGAAGGUGAUGGCUAUAUUAGCAGGGCAACAAAGAGGAAAUCAGAUGAGUUGGACUGCGAUAAUUAUUCUCCACUCCGUACAAAAUUUGCUGUGCACACGAACAAACUUGUGGAGUCACCAAUUAGGCACAAGAGAUUGGCUCUCCUAGCGCAAGAAACACCAACAAACAAGAAGACAUCGAAUACGCCAAUCACUUCUCAAGUAAAUAAUACGUAUUCGGAUUUUGACACGCCCGUGAGGGGAACCAUCAGAGACACACUGAAGCUGAAUCUGAACGUUGGCGAACAGAAAACACCGGGAGGAAGCAUCAGAAUUCCAGAUACUUCAGUGUUUCUGAAGAAGCCCAACACUCCACUCGUACCGGAACCCAGUGGAGACUUGACGCAAUUGUGGUCUGUUCAGCGCAAUGCAGAUGCAGCCACGUCUUUGAUACCCGAGAAAAGCACUCCGAAUCGUGAUUCGCCAUCGGCAUCGGAUGUUCGCAAUUACUUCUAUCAGACACUCCUGGGUGAGAAUCACUACGAAGCAGCCAAGAGAUUGGAGACUCAAAGUCAAUCCCAGAGUCAGACGCCGGUGGAGAGAGGCAUAGCUAGUGGUGAAGAGAUGGAGUCAGUGAGGAAGCUCAAAGAGUUUCUGGAAAACAAUAUGUCUUCCUCACACAGACGACUGAUCUUCGCGGAGAACAGUGAACCCUGCACAGAACCACCAUGCACAGGCCCUCAAGGAGGUUCUGAGCAACUCGUCGGCUGGGUGGAUCCCUCUGAAUAUCAGCCAUUCAGAAAUCCAGACAUGGAGGAAUCUGUCAAAGAGUACAACUUCCACAUAUGUGGCAUUACGAAGAAGGCAGAAAUUAUGCAGAUGAUCGAGAAACUAGGAGGAAAAGUGCUCAUAUCAGAGACCUUCGAUCCCACAUGCACUCACGUUGUAUUUGGGAAUCUCAAUAGAGGCGAGAAGGUUCUCUGUGCCGUGGCAACUGGAAAGUGGCUCUUGAAUACGAAAUAUCUCCAGGACAGCACUAAGGCCGGUCACUUCCUACCCGAGGAAGACUACGAAGUGGGAAAUGAUGAACUGCAGUACUGUUCGCAAUUGAAAGAAAUUGAGAAGCCUCUGGCUCAGGCAUGCUUUCGGUGGCGACAGCGAAUUAAGCGGGCAGGAAAUGCCAUCGAAGGACCGUUUAAGAACAUGAGAUGCCUGUUGUUGAUUGGCAACAUGACUGAUCCAAUUUCGAGGCUGAUCACUGCUGGAUGCGGGACCAUUGUCCGUGUGGAUCCACCAUACAGCACAAAGGCCGAAGCGAAAUCACUGACUCACGUACUCGUUAAUACGAAGGAUCACAAUAUUUCAAGGGCAGACGUGCGAUUUUUCAAAAGCAAACACAUCCCAAUUGUCUCGGUUCGGUUAGUCAACGCUCAACUCUGCGAUGAAAUUGCUCCAAAUCUCAACGAUUUCCUCAUAUAAUAAUCACAACUUCAUUUAAUG
Molecule: messenger RNA, 3868 nt
Organism: Phlebotomus argentipes
Lineage: Eukaryota; Metazoa; Arthropoda; Insecta; Diptera; Psychodidae
Product: DNA topoisomerase 2-binding protein 1-B-like
Exons: 5
Coding region: 5-3847 (1280 amino acids)
Biological process (GO): DNA replication initiation; mitotic G2 DNA damage checkpoint signaling; mitotic DNA replication checkpoint signaling
Source: RefSeq, a predicted model, not a curated record